AUGAUUACUUGUAUAACUGAUUUACCUGUGGAAUUGUUACAAGAAAUUUUCGAUUAUUUAUCUGCAUUUGAUAUUUGUCAUACAUUUCACAAUCUUAAUGAUUACCUUAAUAAUGCAAUUCAAAUUUAUUCAAAGUUUAAACUUGAUUUUCAAUCAAUUCAAAAGUCACAUUUUGACCUUAUCUGCCAAUAUGUUCAGCCAUUGUGCAUAAAAGCUUUGCGUCUUAGUGAUCAUCGAAGUGAAACAGUAGACCAAUCGGAACUCUUCUUGUCUCGAAUCAAUGCUAACCAAAUGAAAAACUUGCAAGCACUUUCAUUAGCACAAAUCGAAGAUAUUCCUUUCACUACUUCAUCUGAUAAAUAUUCAUUUUUUUCGUGGGAACCAAAUUAUGUACUUAAUUAUGCAACUGUUCGUCAUUUGAUAUUUCAACGUGAUAUAGAUUGGGAUAGACUCGUGGAUUAUUAUAGCCCAAAUCUAUCUGAACUCACUCUACAAUCAUUAAAUAAAUCUAAACAAUGCUUUCCACUUUAUUCAAUUCGCAAACAUAAAAUAAAUGAAGUAGAAGAUAUUGAUGAAAUAUGCUCUAUUUUUCCAUCAAUUGAACAUUUAAAAAUUCCUGUAUAUGAUCAAAAUGAAAUAGCAUAUAUUAUAAAUCGAUUGGAAUAUUUAUGUAGUGCAGUAUUUCUUUAUAAUGGAGAAAAACAUAUUUCAAUCAAAUGGAUUUGCAAAAAAACUAAUUUAAUUGAAGAUAAUUUUACUUACAGAUUGGACAGACAAUUAUGCGUAUUAUAUAUGUGGAUUAAUAAUCAAUCAAAAGUAAUUUGA
Messenger RNA from Rotaria sp. Silwood2, 825 nucleotides. NCBI's taxonomy places the organism in Eukaryota, Metazoa, Rotifera, Eurotatoria, Philodinida, Philodinidae. The record is from the annotation of a GenBank genome assembly.